Tripterygium wilfordii is the source of this 4143-nucleotide messenger RNA. RefSeq lists its product as uncharacterized. The record is from RefSeq and is a predicted model, not a curated record. Gene Ontology annotation, biological process: regulation of cell cycle. Bases 104 to 3607 code for a protein of 1167 amino acids. Gene Ontology annotation, cellular component: nucleus. Gene Ontology annotation, molecular function: protein binding. The transcript has 13 exons. Lineage: Eukaryota; Viridiplantae; Streptophyta; Magnoliopsida; Celastrales; Celastraceae.
UUCUCCUUUUCGCUCCCGCCAUUUAAUCGGCUCUUUUGUUGUGUUCGCUUAGGGUUUUAUCGAUCUAUCGGCGUUUCUCUCUCCCCAAAAACUUUACUCAUCAAUGGCGAAAUCGGAAGAAGAAGAAAAACCCGACAGUCUCGAAAUAGUUUCAAUCGGAUCGCUCUACAGUGGACCAUGGAACAAGAAGUACUGGAGCAGCUCCAGGGGUAAAGAUCGCUAUCCUUAUCCUGUUGGAUACCAUGCUGCUCAAGGUCAUCAUGGGAGCACAUAUCAGCUGGAAAUCAGUGAAGGUCUAAAAGGGCCUUUAUUUAUGAUCACUUCUCCCACAGGAGAUUCAUUUUCUGGGCAGACUCCAGAUAUUGCAUGGAAUAAAUUUCAGAAGAAAGGUUGCCUCGUGAAGAUUUGGCCUGGAAAGAGAUUUUCAUGCAAGAUAGAUGGUUCAGAGUUUUUUGGGUUCAAAAAUCCUUUAGUCCAGAGAUUACUUCGGGAACUUGUAGCUAAUGUCAGUGGAACAACUGAACAGAGCUUGCCAUCUUCCAGUUUCUGCAAUGUAACUUCAACAGAUGAGCACGAUAAUCGAUGCCUAGAUGCUUGUACAUAUCCCAAUUUACUUCCAUACUCAGCAAUACCAAGGGUUACAGGAAAGAGAAGUAGGAAACCUGAAAAUAUGAAGUCAAAGUCAGUUACUCACCUGAAAAGAUCCAGACCUCAAGAGAAAGCUCUUCCCACUGUUGAUGAGAACGGGGUUGCUAGUUCAGGAAAGUUCAGAUUUACUAGUGCAGGCAACAGUACCAGUACAGAGGAAAAACCUUUAUAUAGGUCACAAGAUAUUAAUCUGCAAGAGUUCAGUUCUCCAAUAGCAAUGGGAAAUGAAGAUGGAGAUGAGCCAGUUCCCAAAAACUCUCCUGGUUUAUGUGGUAUGAAUCUUUGUGCCCCUGACACCUUAGAUUCUGGGCAAGAUACUAUGAAUUCUGCUCCAAGAAUCAGGGGUCAAAUUACUUGCAAUGAGAAGUUGGAAAUCAAUGAAGGCGAUAUAGUUUUUUCUGAAGCACAGAUAACUGAAUCACAUGAAGAAGUAGGCACAUCUGUUUCAAACAUGAGUUCUGGAAAGGGCGGUUCUGAUUCAGUUGACCAGGAGAUGGUCAAGUUAAUGAUGACAGUCUUGCUCCCUCAAGCGAUUCCAUUGCUCAAGAAGAAUCCAAAAAAGAAAAAGAAGUCUGCCACCACCUCGGAGAGUAUUACCUGUAGGCCAACAUCUGAGAAGGGAAAUGAAAAACCUCAAUAUUUCACUGAUGCUCAGCCUCCCACUAUAGAUCUUGGUUCAGUUGUUCCUGCUUUCGAACAUGCGAAGUCAGUUGUUCUUGACAGUUAUGAAGAUGAGUCCAGGGAUCAUGUUGACCAGCUUGAAAUUUCUUUCAGAAGUGCUAAUCAAACUAGUUCCUAUAAUGACAGUCAUCCCAAUACUGAGGAACACUUUGUUAGUGCAGAUAUCAAGGAGUUAUCGAUUUGUCAUGUUGAAACUUGUGGGAAUAAAGAAAUUUUCUGCAAUGAUGAAGUGCACAUGACAAUGAGUGAAAGACAUAUCAAAGCUGAUGUACUGAUGUCUGAUACUUGUUCAGGUCUUCUUUCUCCCAAAAAGAGAUGUUUAUACGAAGAAAACCAGGACCAGACUGUUUGUUCUAAUUUAGAAGAAAAUCUGGGAGACAUUGAUAUCCGUUCUGAGGAAAAAGAGCUCAAGUGCACACCAGAAUCUACUGAAGGUAAUGAUAAAAAUAAUGUGAAUACUAAUUGUAUGGAAACUUCUAUCCAAUCACCAAGGAAAAUUUUAAAUGUUGAAAUAGGGGUUCUUGAAAUGGACCGUGCAUCUUUAACUGAACUUCCAUCCAAAGUAUAUACUAGAAAGAAACUUCGGAACAAAGAUGGUGUAACGAGAAAUUUCGUAGCUCCACUGGCGGCAAGUAGCAAGCGCAGAAACUUUGAUGAUGGCCCAGACCUUGAAACAAUGGAAUCACCAUGCGCAUUUGAAAGUCACCAAAUUACUAGUACUGACAAACCUUAUACAGGCGAUAUACUUGGUGCUGAAGUGAUGCUUGGGGAACAAUCCCAUAGUCUGCAAGUAGAAAAGACUACUACAGAUUCCAAAGCUCUGUUGAACAACGUGGUACUUGUUUCUCAUCAUAGUAAACUGGAGCUUCCAGAGCUUGGAACUUCCCCAUCAUUUCAGAAAGAGGGAACGUCUUUUUCUGACAAUAGCAUGUCAGUUGCUGGUGAAGUUCAAGCAAGUUUGGAUUUGAAACUUGAUAGUAAACUGGAGCUUAAAAAUGAACUAGAGGGAAAGGUUGACCUCAUCGGAUGCUAUUUGCACCCCUUGCCUGUUACAUCUCUAUUGUUGAGAACAAAAGGGAAUAGCAUCUACAUUUGUGUUUUAUGUGGCCUUCCCAAGGAUAAAAACAGAACCCUCUUUUCUUAUGAGUUAACUACUAGAGAAUCUGAGCUAGGAUUCCCUUCUUUUGUUGGUCACACAUCAGUAACACUACCAUUUUCAAUAGAAAACUCCGACAAAGCGAUUGCACAUGAAAGAUCAGUUUUGCAGUUCACUCCAGAUGGGCAGUGCAUUGUUUUACUUGACAGUAUAAGAACACCGUACUGCAGGGAAGGGAAACUAGAUUGUUGGUGCUCAACAUGUUCACCGGAAUGUUUUGAGGACAAUGCUGUGAAAAUUGUGCAAAUAAAGGCUGGUUACGUUUCAGUUGUGACGAAAUUGAGAACAGUGGAAAAUGUGCAGCUUAUAUUGGCAUGUGAACCUAGUCAUCUUAUUGCUGUUGGUGAGAGUGGGAGACUGCAAAUUUGGGCUAUGAAUUCAACAUGGAGUACAGCGACAGAAGAGUUUGCCAUACCAUCUAAUGAUUGCUUUUCCCCUUCAAUUGUGGAGUUGAAAAGAAUUCCUAAGUGCGCUUCUCUUGUCAUUGGUCACAAUGGUUUUGGCAAAUUUACUAUAUGGGAUAUUUCAAAACGAACCUCUGUGUCAAGGUUUUCUACUCCAAGUGCUUCAGUUUUUCAAAUAUCUCCAAUCUGUUUGUUCAGUUGGGAAAGCAAAUGCUGUUUCAUCAGUAAUCCUACAGUGGAGGAUCACAUUGAUGGGAUCAUGGCUGCAACAAAUAUGUGUAUCUCAGGUCACAGCGAGGGGCACAACUUUCCACCAGCAGAUGGGGAAGAUGUUGCUGUGUGGCUUCUAAUGUCAACUGCUUCUGAUUCUUAUGAUCAUCAUGGCUUUGAGGCAAGUAAUUGUCAAACAAAUUCAGUUCGAUGUUGGAGGCUUGCACUACUUGUGAAAAAUAUGGUGAUCUUUGGCAGUGCAUUGGAUCCAAGAACUAUUGUAAUCGGUGCUUCUGCUGGUCAUGGGAUCACUGGUACAUGUGAUGGACUUGUGUAUAUGUGGGAAUUGUCUACGGGAUGUAAACUUGGUUCUUUGCAUCACUUCAAAGGUGGCAGUGUUUCUUGUAUCGCCACAGAUGAUUCAAGUUCAAAUGUCUUUGCAGUGGUUAGUGAUGGAGGUCAGCUGCUUGUUUUUCACAAGUCACAAACUGCUGUUCUUCAUUCUUGAUAUAUGGAUUACUUUUGGCAUACUAUUAUACAGAAGUUCCUGUGAAGGACUUCCCCCCCUUCCCUAGCAAUUGGCUAAUGUGAGGGGAAAGAGACGAUUUCUUUGUUUCUCCAAUUGUCCUGUAUGCUACACCAUGAGUUCGCCAACCUUGAAUUAUCUACUGGAGUGUAGAUCAGUACGAGUAAUGCAAGUGAAAAGAAUAUAGGUGGCAUGAGUUACAGUUACUGGAUAUGUUGGCAAUUUGGCAGGUCAUGGUUUGAUUUUGUACAACUUUACAAUCGCCAUGCCAAUUUUCAGUCGAGGAUAUAGGGUCCGUUUGGUAGUGCGUUGGGCUCCUGUCGAGUUGAGGCGGAAGUGGCUGCGUUGACACUUGACAGUUACAAAAGCACCAUAGUUUUUUAAACUUGGAAGCAUUGUGAUUGGCCUUGUUAAAACCUUUAUUUCCAAAACUAUUGGUAAAAUUGGAUUCCUUGGUUCAGAAUUUGUGAUUAUGGAAACAAGUUGAAGUUGAAUUCUCUCUUAUCUCAACUUUCUGU